Alternaria novae-zelandiae is the source of this 2286-nucleotide messenger RNA. RefSeq lists its product as uncharacterized. NCBI's taxonomy places the organism in Eukaryota, Fungi, Ascomycota, Dothideomycetes, Pleosporales, Pleosporaceae. The transcript has a single exon. Bases 1 to 2286 code for a protein of 761 amino acids. The record is from RefSeq and is a predicted model, not a curated record.
AUGAAAAAUGAUUUACACAAGACAUUCGGCGAAAUCUUCAAUGGCGACAUCGCUGCUUUCCGCAAGCAAUUGCUAGAGUUUCAACACAUCCCAGCUGAUCGGCAAAGAGCUGAAGAAUGGGUAUCGAAUCUGCGCUUCCUGGAUAUAUCCGGAGUACCGGAUCUACAGGCAGAGAAGCAGAAACAAGACCACCGCUACGCACUAGCUAAGGCUCGCGAUUAUCUCCACGAUCGAAAGAUACCAUCGCGCGAAAUCCCCAUUACGAAGUGUGAAGACGACGACGGCGGAGACGAUUACAUUGCUGUCUCGUGGAAAUGGGCUGAGCUCAAACACGAGGUUCUCUACGAUGAGCCUAAGCCAACUGUAUACGACUAUCGCAUCAGGAGACCGGGUGCGAAGCCGCACAAAAUUGACUUUCCAGACCGCUACAUGGAUCGGGUGAUCCGGUUUGCGCAGAGUAUAAACGUGUCCAAAGUAUGGAUCGAUAGGGAGUGCAUAUAUCAGAGACCGGGAGACGAAAGAUUGUGGCCAGAAGACAGGGAACUGGGUGUUCAGAUCAUGGACGUAGUCUAUGGCGACAGCACAGUCUCGGUCGGGCUACUCACCGUGGAGCUUGCACAUCAACGCGAAGUUGAUCUUCUAUCAGAGCUACUACAAGGCCGCCUUUUCGUCGACCCGGACAUGAGAGAGAACCCAAAGUUGAGACCGGAAGUCGACGUUCUGGCAGUACAGAUGCUUAUUCUCCGCAUUCUUAGCGACCCUCGCUGGGAUCGUGGCUGGAUAUUCCAAGAAGAUCACUUGGCUUCAAACAGGAUGACGUUGCUCAUACCGUGUUCUGAAGAUAUUCAAAAAGAUCGAGGCUAUGAUUUUGGUGACAUCCCUGGAGAAUUGAAGAUGAACCUGAAGGAUCUCCGACAGAAUGCGACAAUGUUAUGCUUGGCGGCUCGGCCUGAGGAACGACAGGAACGGUGGCAAUGGCCUCACACUGACAUACUCAAAAAGCUCAAACAAUACAAUAUCUUCAACAGGAGCUAUGUACCAUUUCAGGACGGACAUCUGCCUCCCUGGAGCAAUGGCAUUCACGGUGCUACUGGUAAUGACAAGACGCACCAGCACGGAAGCCGCCGCGAGGUUCCAGCGUACCGAACGACUACGAACUGUGUGCUGGACGACAUUUGCAGCCGCUCGUUGGAGAACGAGGAGGAUAGGAUCGCUAUCCUCGCAAACGCUCUAAAAUUUACCAACCGCAUAAACAUCGCGAAAGGAUCUCCCAUACAUGAGCCCGGCAGAUACAGCCUUUCUGUAGCCCUACUCGCACUUAUACUGAUGAAUGGGGAGAUAUUACAGAGUACGGUAUGGGAACCACCUGACUAUGCGCGUCUUCCCAACGAAAGUAGUCUGAUGCGGUACACCUUACAGUCGUAUCUGGCAGCAUGUCAACACCAAUUUACUAUCCCCAACCUGAAGUUCCAGCAGAGUUUCGUCGACCGCUGUCGUUUCAAGCCCCCAACCAUUACGUCUCGUGGUCUUGAGACAAAAGGCUAUCUGUUCGAACUAUUCCCUAAUGAGCGAUCAAGAAUACGGACAGACCCGCUCAGCCUCUGUCUCACAGAUUCGGAUCGAGAAGCUCUAUCUGAUCUAGGCCGAGGUCCGGUGCUUCGAGGUGCGAAGCUCGGAAAGGAUGCACAUACAGCACUGAGUGCACUGAUUCAGAAGUUGGAGGCCUUGUGGCCAGCAAGUCAGCUCGUCGGUUACAUGAGUCGACAUCUAUCGCUCGAUGGACAUCCUUCGCGACCAAACAUACCACCGUCUGCACCGUACGUACUUGACAUGAUGUUCGAACUCUAUCAAGCUCUUCGUGAUGACCGAGAGCUCCGUUUGGCGCGCUUGGCUUCAGCGCCUCCAAAUACAGAGCCCACCGCCAUCUUCGUUAAGCCGGAACCGGGUGGUUGGAUGACGGAGCAGGCACCCCAUUUCGAUUCUGACAAGGCACCUUGCCCUGCAAAGGUUUUCACGAGCUGGGACCAGGCACGUAACACCUACGACAAAGAACGAUUAGCAAUCUUGGAAGUCGGCGUAGGCUCCGAUGAGGGGAUACGAGAGGCGUGUGACAAGCGGAAUCGCUUGCUGCAUAGCGCUAGAUGGGUGAACGGAGUGUGGUGUGCGGGAGGCAAGGCAAUGGAAACAUGUGUCUUCCCUCUCGCGGGCAUAACUGAAGAACGGCGUCAGGUGAAAUCUGUAGCAGGCGACGGGAGAAGGAAGAGGAAGAGGGGAGACGGCAUCUAG